Messenger RNA from Centropristis striata (black sea bass), 4352 nucleotides. RefSeq names its product mutS homolog 6 (E. coli) (gene msh6). The transcript is spliced from 10 exons. Gene Ontology annotation, molecular function: ATP-dependent DNA damage sensor activity; mismatched DNA binding; ATP binding. Gene Ontology annotation, biological process: mismatch repair. Lineage: Eukaryota; Metazoa; Chordata; Actinopteri; Perciformes; Serranidae. The record is from RefSeq and is a predicted model, not a curated record. Bases 73 to 4230 code for a protein of 1385 amino acids. Gene Ontology annotation, cellular component: MutSalpha complex; nucleus.
CGUGGAGGUCCAGCACUCUGUCUUCAGAGUUAAUUCAAUAAUACGGUGCAGACAGCAUUUGAAGCCGCACACAUGGCGAAGCAAAGCUCCCUUUUCAAUUUUUUCACCAAGUCUCCGCCGCCGGUCUCCAAGCCGAAGCCCAGUCCGUCUCCGGCCGAGGCAGACCUACCGUCCUCCGUGGAGAAGUCCAACUCCUCUCCGAAGGAGCAAGCUAAACAGACACCGCAGCAACAACCAGCCAAGACCAACAAAAAUAAACAGAAAAGUAACGACAAGUCUAAGAAAGUUGGGUUCAGCAAACUGUUUGGCGACAAGGCCCCGGCAGCCCAACAAAGCAGCAACACAUGCUCAUUCAGUGCUGGUGCCCUUGUGUGGGCAAAGCUGGAGGGACACCCCUGGUGGCCGUGCAUGGUGGUACCACAGCCUCUGACUGGGCAGCAGAUGAGGGGCCGCGGUCGGGACCAGCGCAUACAUGUCCAUUUCUUUGAUGAACCUGCUACUAGAGGAUGGGUCAGCACCAAAUAUAUCAGAGAUUACCAAGGCUCAGACAGCAGUGAUGCUAAAAUAGGAGGCGUGUACUUCAGCGGGAAACCUGUAAUCCGUCGUGCAAUGGAGCUUGCUGAUGGCGUUAUGUUUGACAGCCGUGAAGAAAGAUUGAAGAUGCCUCUCUGUAUGGAUCCAUCUGAUGAGGAAGAGGAGGAGGAUGAAGAAAUGGAGCUUGAUCAGUCAACAUUGACAGAUGAAGACGUUAGUGAUGAAGAAGAACCGAAAAAUGAGAAAGUCAAAUCACCCAAGGUCAGGCGGCGGUCAUCCCGUGCGUCAACAGAAAACGGAAAUAAGUCCAAGCGCCGCCGCAUAAUUGUGGCAUCGGACAGUGACGGAUCAGAUGAGGAAUUCAAACCAGAACAGGCUGCGUCCAGCAGUGAGGAGGAGGACGAGGAGGAGGAAGAAGCAACCGUGAGCAGUGAAGAGGAGGAAGAGGAGAGCACACAGGAGUCAGAAGCAGACAGCCCCAUCAAGCCUGUAAAGCGCAAACGCCCUGCAGAAAAACCUGCUCCUACAAAAGCCAAGCUGCCUGCUACUCCGUCCGCUGCACCAAAGCGAGCUCCAGCAGCUCUUGCAGCUGACACAAAGUCUCGCCUGUCUGCCUUUUCUGCCCCUGAUAACUUUGAGAGCCAGGCAAACGGAUCAGGCAGCGGUGGAGGUGCCACAACUUGGGACCAUGACAAGCUGGAGUGGUUGCAUGAAGGCAGGAGGAAAGAUCGCAAAAGGCGGCGACAAUCAGAGGAAGACUACGAUCCAACCACUCUAUAUGUGCCAGAAGACUUUAUAAACCGAGUCACUCCUGGUAUGCGUCGCUGGUGGCAGCUCAAAUCUGAGAUGUUUGAUACGGUCAUUUUCUACAAGGUGGGAAAGUUUUAUGAGCUCUACCACAUGGACGCUGUGGUUGGAGUCAACGAGCUGGGACUGACAUUCAUGAAGGGGACCUGGGCGCACUCAGGCUUCCCAGAGAUCGGUUUUGGCCGUUUCUCAGAUGGAUUGGUCCAGAAAGGCUACAAGGUGGCUCGUGUGGAGCAGACCGAGACCCCGGAGAUGAUGGAAGCACGUUGUAAAACCAUGUUUAAGCCCACAAAGUUUGACCGUGUGGUGAAAAGAGAGGUGUGUCGGAUUAUCACACGUGGUACCCAAACGUACAGUGUGUUGGAUGGUGCUCCCUCCGAGAGUCAGAGCAAGUUCCUGCUGAGUUUAAAGGAAAAGGCUGAGGAGGAAAGCUCGGGCCGCUGCCGUACCUACGGAGUCUGCUUUGUAGACACCUCUGUGGGUUACUUUCAUGUCGGACAGUUCCCCGAUGAUCGGCACUGCUCACGUCUGCGCACUCUGAUUGCACACUUUGCACCCGCCGAAGUGCUCUUUGAAAAGGGGAAUCCAUCUGUUGAAACGCGCAAAAUCCUCAAGGCCUCUUUGUCCUCAGCUCUGCAGGAAGGACUUAAUGCAGGCACGCAGUUCUGGGAUGCUCAGAAGACUCUGAAAACCUUUUCAGAAGAGGAUUACUUCAGAGAGACUGCUGGCAAGGAUCAGGGGACAGGGAACAACUUUCUACCUGCUGUUCUGAAAAACAUGACCUCUGAGAGUGAUUCACUGUGCCUUACGCCUAAAGAUGGCUAUGAGCUCGCACUGUCAGCGCUGGGUGGAUGCAUUUUCUACCUGAAGAAAUGUCUUGUAGACCAAGAGCUGCUCUCUUUGGCCAACUUUGACGAAUAUGUCCCCGUUGAUGUCGAGCUGGAGAAAGCUGCUGGACCCGCCAGUUUCUUUGCCAAGACUCGUCAGCGGAUGGUGCUUGAUGGAGUGACUUUGGCAAACUUGGAAAUCUUUCAGAACGGGUCUGGAGGAACAGAAGGGACCCUGCUGGAGCGUCUGGACACCUGCUGCACCCCGUUUGGUAAAAGGCUGCUGAAGCAGUGGCUCUGUGCUCCUCUGUGCAACCCCACAUCCAUCAAGGACAGACUGGACGCAGUGGAAGACCUGAUGGGAGCUCCGGCCCAGGCUGCUGAGGUUUCAGACCUGCUGAAAAAGCUCCCAGAUUUGGAGCGUCUUCUGAGUAAAAUCCACAGCAUCGGGACUCCUCUGAAGAGCCAGGAUCACCCCGACAGCAGAGCCGUUCUCUACGAGGAGGUCACCUACAGCAAGCGCAAGAUAGUAGACUUCCUCUCAGCACUGGAAGGUUUCAAAACUAUGCAGGAGAUUAUUACUGUCCUCGCUCCAGUUUCUGGUGAAUUCCAAUCCACAUUGCUGCAUCAAGUUGUCAGUCUGAAAGGUGAAAAGGAUGGCCUCUUCCCCGACCUCUCUGCUGAACUCAGGCGCUGGGAGACAGCCUUCGACCACCAGAAAGCCCGCACUACUGGUGUCAUAACCCCCAAAGCCGGCUUUGAUCCGGAGUUUGACCAGGCUCUGACUUCAAUCAAGAGCUGUGAACGAGAGCUGCAGGAUUACCUGGACAGGCAGAAGAAGAGGCUUGGCUGUAAAAACAUGUCCUAUUGGGGAACUGGGCGAAACCGCUUCCAGAUGGAGGUGCCUGACAGCGUGUCCGAGAGGAAUAUUCCAGAGGAGUACGAGGUCAAGUCUACAAAGAAAGGCUGGAAGAGAUACGUGACAAAAGAAAGUGAACGGCUGUUCUCAGAGCUGCAAGGAUUUGAGGAGAAGAGAGAUGCUGCGCUGAAAGACUGCAUGAGGAGGCUUUUCUACAACUUCGACAAGAACUACAGAGACUGGAAGACUGGGGUGGAGUGCAUGGCAGUAAUUGAUGUGCUGCUGGCCUUUUCACGCUACAGUCAGGGCGGAGAUGGAGCAAUGACCAGGCCACAGGUGGUGCUCCCUGAGGGUGAUGACCAGGUAGGGCCCUUCCUUGACCUCACUGGAUCCCGUCACCCCUGUGUCACCAAGACCUUUUUCGGCGAUGACUUCAUUCCAAACGACAUCUACAUUGGCUGCUCUGGUAGCAGUGAAACUGAUGAGAACAAAGAGGACGCCUCUUGUGUCCUCGUCACAGGGCCAAACAUGGGCGGAAAGUCUACUCUCAUGAGACAGUGUGGACUUGUGAUCAUCCUCGCCCAGCUGGGUUGCUAUGUUCCUGCUGAGAGCCUGCGCUUCACACCAGUUGAUAGAGUCUUCACUCGACUGGGAGCCUCAGAUCGCAUCAUGGCUGGCGAGAGUACUUUCUUUGUGGAGCUAAGUGAGACUGCCAGCAUCCUGCACCACGCCACUAAACACUCGCUUGUGCUCCUGGAUGAAUUAGGAAGGGGCACAGCCACAUAUGAUGGCACAGCGAUUGCCAGUGCUGUUGUGAAGGAGCUUGCUGAGAAGAUCUGCUGUCGAACUCUCUUCUCUACACAUUACCACUCCUUGGUGGAGGACUACGCCAACAACCCUGCUGUGCGGUUGGGCCACAUGGCAUGCAUGGUAGAGAACGAAUGUGAGGAUCCAAGUCAAGAGACCAUCACAUUCCUCUACAAGUUCAUCACUGGCGCUUGUCCAAAGAGUUACGGCUUCAAUGCUGCUCGACUCGCCAGCCUGCCAGAGGUAGUCAUCCAAUCAGGACACAGGAAGGCCAGGGAGUUUGAGAAGAGCACCAUCAGCCUGAGACUCUUCAAGAAGCUGUGCCAGUUCGCUGAAGAUGCUACACUGGGGAACACACACUUUGCUUCACUCGUUCAGAUGCUCAACACAUUGUAGUUUGAAAAAAUAUGCAUUGUUCUUGCUGAAUUUUUGUUUGGUCAGCACUUGGAAAAAACACUACUGUAAUGAUCUAAUAAAGUUUAUUUUUAAAAAAUGACAAUGUUUCAUCUAGGAAAUUA